UGAUCGUCACAAUCUUGCUGCGACUCCUCUGUAAGACUCUUCAUAUUGAUCGUCGCCCGCCUUUCGACAGGAAAUCCUCUUUCACUUGCUCAACCAUCUCGCCAAGGGAGGAGUAGACGGUCUCUUACCGUCUCGCCCGUUAAUCUCAUUCCCCUAGGUCACCGACCGUCCAGGAUUACCGCCCACCUCCCUGCCGUUCGGCCAGGCCCAUUUAGCAAACAUGUCAAGGUAUCGCGGCGAUCCUCGCUAUUCCGAAGGAAAUCUCCCUUAUCGCGAUCCUGCUCCUCAGAGAUGGGAUACCGAGCGCUUUGUUCGUGAACGAGAAGUGCGUGCCCCGGCUCCACCGGUCAUUGACCAACGCCCUCCAUACGCCGAUUACCCACCCCGCCGUGCUCCCGUCUACGAGGACCAGAGAUACUAUGAAGAAGACCGAUAUGGCCCUCGCGGUGCUAGCGAACGCAAAUAUUUUGAGGAAACCGACUACUACGAUCCGCGAGCGCAACGAGGUCAGGUAGUCCCAUACGCCCCUGAGAGACCACCCAGACCGGAUCCCAUCCCACGACCGGGUAUCAUCCGCCGCCAGUCCAGUUUGGACACAUUUGACCGCCGGCCAGCCAGACGCUUUGACGACUACGACGACGGCCAUCGUCCUCCACGGGGACUUCCUCCCCGUGAAUUGAUUCCCGUCCGGCCGCCUUCGCCUAGACGGUAUCCUCGAUAUGACGAAAAGUUUUACGAGGAUAUCCGUGUACAAGACCCUGAUUACUACGGUGAUGAUGGUUUCAGAGAGUACCGUGAGCGCGAAUGGGUCAAGCGAAGAAGCAGGAACAGCAGCCCUUCCCCUGAACGCCGUACAGUGAGGGAAGAAGAAAUUAUUGAAGAGCGCAGGGAAGAGAUCAUCGAGGAGAAGCCAUACCCACGACGAGGGAAGACGCGUAUGCCAAAAAGACUGGUUCAUACUAAAGUGCUUUUUGAUUUGGGCUAUCCGUACUAUGAAGAGGAUGAGCGAACCAUCAUCAUUGAAAAGGCGUUGGGUCCAGACAACAUCGAUGAGAUCUUCACUAAGAGCAAGGAAUAUCGCGAGAGAGAAGUGACAACAACUCGCCUCAUCGAAGCUCCGCCGACUGUGGCCCCUAGCAUUCGCGCGCCUAGCGUGCAUGGAGGUGAAAUCAUAAUUGAGAAGACGGAGAAAAGAGAGGAGAUCAAGACUAUGCCACUUGCAGAAGCACCCCGCUCUGUGCGCGAUUGGGAUGGCCUCUCAGUUCGAUCUCCGUCUCCAAAAUCUCAUCGAUCUCGGUCUCGAAGACGCUCGCGCCGUGGAUCUUCUCCUGAAGUCUUCAAGGAGACCGUUGUGGAAAAGAAAGAAGUGAUCAAGGAAGUCUCCCCAGCACGAACACACCGAUCUCACACCACGCACCGCCGAGGAUCGUCUGUCAGCGAUGAAACCAUUAUCGAGCGAAGAAUCACUCGAGAAGAAGUCGAAGAUUCAAACUCGGUUCACGUGGGCCCCCUCGCACUGGUGGUCGAUCGCAAGCCACACCGCAGUGAGCGGGAUAUCAAGGAAGAAAUCCGCAGAUUGGAAGCUGAAAGGCGAGAAUUGAGGCGCGAGAGACGGUACGAGCGCGAAGGUGGGGAGAUCAUCAAGAUUGAGCGGACGCGUGACAGAUCUCCAUCACCUCGGGGAGAAGUCAUCAUUGAGAGAAGGGGCGACGAGGUUCUCGAAGUCAAGAAGGAUCGGAGAGGUAGGAUGUCGUUAAUCGUCAAAUGAACAAGUUUCCUUGAUUGACCGGCGUUGGACAGGUCGCUCACGCUCGGCUGCCCCCAGCCCGGCAAUCAUCAAGGCCAUGAUGGCCACUCUGACCUGAGUGAUCUUCCAGGAAGCACACACAAUAGGUGCUGGGCCAGGGGCUUCCAGGGGGACUUCAGGCGCGGAUGAGAUAUCAAUUGCCAAUCUGCGCCAAUCUUUCUGCUCGGCUGAGAUUGAUCUACCUGCGACAAAGUUUCGAAGAUAGUCUGCUAAACUUGGACAAGACAUACGGAAUGGACUCCGACGAUUUUGAGAAGACAGUUCGCACGAUUAAGCAUGUUUGACGAAUUUCGUAUGUGGACUUGCUAGGCUGUGGAUGGUGAAUUCAACUUCUGGAAUUUGGAUAGAUACGAGUCGGGUGAUGAUUUACCUUCAAUCUUUCAUGAGAAAUAAAAUCCCCAUGUUGAAUGCUUCUGGGGGCCGGACGGUCUUGAGCACUAUAGUGAUAUCCC
This is a messenger RNA of Cladophialophora immunda, 2259 nucleotides long. RefSeq lists its product as hypothetical. The record is from RefSeq and is a predicted model, not a curated record. Lineage: Eukaryota; Fungi; Ascomycota; Eurotiomycetes; Chaetothyriales; Herpotrichiellaceae. Bases 221 to 1768 code for a protein of 515 amino acids. The transcript has 3 exons.